This is a messenger RNA of Colius striatus (speckled mousebird), 2227 nucleotides long. It is a transcript of the gene ATL1, whose product is annotated as atlastin GTPase 1. NCBI's taxonomy places the organism in Eukaryota, Metazoa, Chordata, Aves, Coliiformes, Coliidae. Gene Ontology annotation, molecular function: GTPase activity; GTP binding. The transcript has 13 exons. The record is from RefSeq and is a predicted model, not a curated record. Gene Ontology annotation, biological process: endoplasmic reticulum organization; protein homooligomerization. The coding region runs from base 107 to 1768 and encodes 553 amino acids.
CCGCCCCGCGCCACCGCGGCAGCCGCGCCAGACGCAGCGCGGCUCGGAGCGCGCACGGAGCUUCUCCCGCAGCCGCCGCGGCCCGGGCAGCCCCCGCCGCCCCGCCAUGGCCCGGAACCGCCGGGAGAGGAGCAGCUGGGGUAGUUUUGCAGAGAAGACUUAUGAGUGGAGCUCAGAGGAGGAGGAGUCUGUGAGGAAGGCAGGACCAGUGCAAGUCCUCAUUGUUAAAGAUGACCAUUCCUUUGAACUGGAUGAAGCUGCCCUGAACCGCAUCCUCCUCUCAGAGGCUGUGAGAGAUAAAGAGGUUGUGGCCGUGUCUGUUGCUGGAGCUUUUAGAAAAGGAAAGUCCUUCCUGAUGGACUUCAUGCUGCGGUACAUGUACAAUAAGGAAGCAGUGGACUGGGUUGGAGAUUACAACGAGCCUCUGACUGGUUUCUCCUGGAGGGGAGGGUCUGAGCGAGAGACGACCGGCAUUCAGAUCUGGAGCGAGGUUUUCCUGGUGGACAAGCCCGAUGGUAAAAAGGUUGCAGUGCUGCUGAUGGACACACAGGGGACCUUUGACAGCCAGUCCACCCUGCGGGAUUCAGCGACCGUCUUUGCCCUUAGCACAAUGAUCAGCUCCAUACAGGUUUACAACUUGUCUCAGAACGUGCAGGAGGAUGAUUUGCAGCACCUGCAGCUUUUCACCGAGUAUGGCCGGCUGGCCAUGGAGGAGACGUUCCUGAAGCCUUUCCAGUCCCUGAUUUUCCUUGUUCGUGACUGGAGCUUCCCGUAUGAAUUUUCCUACGGCUCUGAUGGCGGUGCAAGGUUCCUGGAGAAGCGGCUCAAGGUCUCAGGAAAUCAGCACGAAGAGCUGCAGAACGUCAGAAAGCACAUCCAUUCCUGCUUCACCAAAAUCUCCUGCUUCCUCCUACCUCACCCAGGCCUGAAAGUUGCCACCAACCCCAAUUUUGAUGGAAAACUGAAAGAAAUAGACGACGAGUUCAUCAAGAACUUGAAGAUUUUGAUUCCUUGGCUUCUUAGUCCCGAGAGCCUGGACGUUAAGGAGAUCAAUGGAAACCAUAUCACCUGUCGAGGCCUUGUGGAGUAUUUUAAGGCCUACAUAAAGAUUUACCAAGGAGAAGAGCUGCCUCACCCAAAGUCGAUGCUGCAGGCCACAGCAGAAGCCAACAAUUUAGCAGCAGUUGCCACAGCCAAAGACACCUACAGCAGGAGGAUGGAAGAGGUCUGUGGUGGGGACAAGCCCUUCCUCGCACCUAGUGACCUCCAGACCAAGCACAUGGAGCUGAGGGAGGAGGCUGUGAAGCUGUUUCGCGGGGUGAAGAAGAUGGGUGGGGAGGAGUUCAGCCGCCGCUACCUCCAGCAGCUGGAGAACGAGAUCGAUGAGCUCUACAUCCAGUACAUCAAGCACAACGACAGCAAGAACAUCUUCCACGCCGCACGCACCCCCGCCACGCUCUUCGUGGUCAUCUUCAUCACUUAUGUCAUAGCUGGAGUGACCGGCUUCAUUGGCCUGGACAUCAUUGCCAGUCUGUGCAACAUGAUCAUGGGCUUGACACUUAUCACCCUCUGUACCUGGGCAUAUAUCAGAUACUCUGGGGAGUACAGAGAACUGGGCGCAGUAAUAGACCAAGUGGCCGCAGCGUUGUGGGACCAGGCUCUGUACAAGCUGUACAGCGCGGCAGCGACCCACAGACACCUGUACCACCAUGCCUUCCCCGCGCCGCAGGCCGAGCCCGCUGACCCCGCCGACAGGAAGAAGGUUUAGGGGAGGGGAGGUGCAGGAGGGAGCAGCAGCAAGGCGCCCAUGGCUCCUCCUGGGCUCAGUGCCCUCCUCCUCAUGCCCCCCAGCUCCUGCCCCGUGCCGGGGAGGGCGCAGAACCAGGGCCCGGGCGGGCGGGUCGAGGUGUCGGUGCGACGCCAUGGGGCUGGAGGGGAGGAUGUGGGCAUCUGUCAGUCUGUUAAUAUGUACAUACAGCUGCCAACCACAAAGUGCUUCUCAUCUGUUACAGCCGGCGUGCUUCCCAGCUCAUUCAUGCAGCCUUCUGUUUCCCUUCUUCAUUAGUUACCAUGUCACUGAAGAACGCGUAACUGACAUGAUACCGCAACUCAAACUCUUCCAGCCCGUAGCUUAGUCACCAGCCACCUGCUGUUCACAGACCUGAAGGAGUUCUAACGUGUAACCAAGUUUUUUCUUCAUUAACUAAUUACAUAAACACAAUUAAAA